CAUCCCUCUCAGCCUGCAUCUGAGAACACGCACCGUUAGUUCUCCAGUCGGACGCAUCUCUAAAAAAAAACUUAAGACCGCGAGACGUUUUGCCAACAAUAACUAGUCUUCUGUUGUUUUAUUUUAUAGUUAAGAAAGGAAUUAAAUAUAUUGCCAGUGGUGUCAGUUGGAUAGUUGGUUUUGUAUCCUGUUCCAAUGAUGAUGUCAUUGCGGAAUUUCGAUGGGGGUUUCGAGAAAGGCGGAGUUCGAGCGCUAAAUGUUUGGCACCGUUUUUCCACGCUCAACAAAUGUUGUUUCAAAGUGAACUCUUGCUCUUGUUUAAUUUAGUGCCGCACGUCUGGUCGUAAUCUCGAUUUUGAGUUUCGGAUUACAGCGUCAAGAGAUAAACUUUAGUCUUCCAUCAUCAUCCUGGCUCGGCUGCAUGUUUCUGUGAGGUCUUGUGGUUAUACAUUUAUUUUUAUAACUUUCUUCCUCGAAGCCUUUUAUCGUGAUUUACUGAACUGAAUACUAGCUGUCACAUUACAUCUGUGGUCAGAGUUUGUCAUCUUAACUGCUUGAAAUUGAUUAAGUAGUUUCUUUGGAGAGCAAUUUUUUCAUCGGAAAUUUUACUGACUAGUUUUUAUAUGCGUGAAACUUUUUUGUGUCUUUUUUUACUUUAAUGCUGCUAUAGAUUUUUUAUCGAUUUUUAUAAAUUUUGAAGAAUCUUAUAAUCAGCAUUUAUUGAAAAUUUUUAUAAGAAUCUUUUGAACUUUUCUGUACUGAAAACAGGUAUUUGUACUCACAUUUUAUCCUAACAACGAUCUUCGUAUUUUUUUCUCCCUUUGAGAAGGAAUAUUGAUGUUUUGUAUGGUUUUUGAAAGAUCUUUAUAAAAUAAUUUUACUGCAAGUCGAAUGUAAUUGUGAAUGUUUCUGCAAUAACUUUUGCGUAUAUGAACUUAGUAUAUAAAGAUAAACAUGGAGGAUACCAGCAGUUGGUCAAGAAAUAGUUCCCGUCAGCGAAAUACCAGGGAUUGGAUUUUAGAAAAUGAUCUUGACAUAAUUCCUCGUGCUCCACAUUCUAGCCAGUUUAUUAGAAUCGAGUUACAUUUGGCAAAACUGGAUUCACUAAAAAGCAAAAUUACAGAGCUUACUACUAUCAUACAGCAUACAGCUCAAGAAAGAGAUAUUCUUGAAAGGCAGCUCAAUAGAACACAGCUUGAUAGGCUAAGAUUAGUUCGAGAGCAAGAAGAGAGGUUAGAUCAGCAAGCUCAAAGGUAUGAGGAAAGAUUGACAGAACUUCAUAGUGUAAUUGCAGAAUUAUCUAAGAAAUUAGAAGCUCAGAGGGCUAGUAUAAUAAAAGAAGAAGAUGAAUGCAGUCAACAGUCUGGGGAAGAUUCUAGAUUAAGUGAAACACAGAGCCACUGUACAAGCAAUGACAACAAUGCAACUGAAUCUUGUAGUGAUAGAGAACUUUCGAGGUUUGGUGGUGAAGAAGAUUCACGUCAUGAAAAUUCUCACACCAUUUUGCAAGAUGGUGAAGAAGCUAGCAGUGGUCUUGGUGAUAAUGAAAGUUCUGAAGACAGACCUAUGGAGACUUCAAGAGACAGAGAAAUGGAAGGUUUUAAUGAAAAUAGAGCGACCUCUUGUCAUAGCUUACAAAUAUCUCAACUUCAAGAGGAAAUUUUUGUCUUACGAACAGCAAAUACAGCACUGCGACAACAGUUAGAUAGGCAAGAAGCUGAGCUGAAUCGUACGCGAGCUGUUCUUGCUAGUUGCAGAGAUGAAAGAGAUAGAUUGCAGAGAAGGAUACGAGAAGCUCAGUCGAAACUUGCUAGUCUUCAAUCUCAAAGCUCUCAAGGUUCGCAGACUGGUAGUUCUCCAACUAGAAGUAAAAGCCCUCAUAUUAAUCCUACCACAGGUGAACGCACACCCACCUCUAGAGAAGAUGUUCCUAUUGCAAAAAUGGCUGAGAGAGUUAGGCUGAAAAAGAUGGAAAGUGGGGAUCGACAUAUUUUGGGCUCUGAAAUUUCAAGUUUAGGGUUAUCUACAACGAAAAUGGCCGAACAUUUGGCACAGAAUGUACAUGAAGAAUCUUAUGCUCAGGAAAUUUUCCAAACAUUGUUUUCUACUGGUUCUCCUGUGCCAGAAAACAAAAUUAAGGAGUUUGAAGUAGAAAUGGAACGUCUGAAUAGUAGAAUAGAACACUUAAAGUCUCAAAAUGAUCUCCUAAAUUUAACACUUGAUGAAAGCAAAGGACAGUGUGACAGAUUAAGUGUUCUUAUAGGAAAAUAUGAAUCUAAUAAUACAGCCCUCCAACUAGCUCUCUCUUACAGUGAUCAGGCUAUUGAAUCUUUUGAAGUUCUUUUGGCCUUAUUAGAAUCAGAACAGGACCAAAUACGUGCCAAUUGCAAAGCUGUCGGUCUAGUCAAAUCUGAUAAUGAAAAUCAAGAAAAAAUUAUGGAACUUUUGAAAGAGUCACAGGAGAAUAGGAAAGCAGCUGAAAAUGUUGCAAGGCAUUUCUUACAGAAACUUGAUAGGAGCUAUGGUUUUUCCUCAAGAUUUGGAGCAUGCAAUAUUAGUCCUUGGGAAGAUUUGUCUUCACAUAGUCAUACCACAAGUACAUCCAGUUCUGUGUCUAGCACAGGUGAUACUGAAUUCUCUAAAGCUGAUGAGCGCAGACUUAGAGAAUAUAUAGUUCAGUUAAAGAAUGAUAGAGCUGCUGUUCGAACUACAGUUGUUGAACUGGAGAGCAUUCAUGUUGAUCCCAUUAACAAAGAUCCACCAACCAUUAUUGAUGCUCAAAAGCUGGAUCUGGAGAAUGCCGUCCUCAUGCAAGAAUUAAUGGCAAUGAAAGAAGAAAAAGCUGAAUUAAAGGCUCAGGUUUACUUGUUGGAAAAAGAGAAGACAUCUCUUGAGUUGCAGUUGAGUAGUCGAGAAGCUCAGGAGCAAGCUUAUCUUGUUCAAAUUGAACAUUUUAAAAGUGAACUCCAAGAGCAAACAGAAAUGGUUGAAAAGUUAAAGUGCACCAACCAGAAUCAAAAGACUGAUAAUAGUGAAAGUGAGAAAUUAAGUGAAGCAGCAGAAAAAAUUAGCAAAUUAAAAGCUAGAAUUCAGGAACUAGUCGUGACUAUGGAAAAUGUAACAAAAAACUCUGAGAUGAGAGCGCAGCAGUCAGUUGAAUUUGUUAAUGAUUUGAAACGUACGAACAGUGCCUUGGUUAUAGCCUUUGAAAAGGCAAAGAAGAAACAACAGACAAAAGUAAAAAAGUUGGAGUUACAAAUGAGUUCAAUGACAGAAAGGCAUAAUGCUCAGGUAAGAAUACUUAAACAAAGAAUAGCAAUGCUUGAGGGUGAAUCUGGACACCGUGUUCAAACCUCUGAGGCAGAUCUUCCUAUGUGACAUAAAACUUCUUCCCAAAACUUUCAAGUUAAUUCAUCUGAGAGUUUGUAUGAUCUAUGACUGCUGUUUUUCAUAAAAUUUGCCUAUGUAUCAUCAUACAGUGGCAUCAGUUUUAAAUACAAGGCUUAUGUAGUUUUAAAAAUAAUAAUAUUUGAAUUAAAUUUUUAAUUUUGUUUCUGUGGUACAUUUGAGUUAUAUAAUUGUCAUUACUAAUAUUCAUAUUAUGCACUGCUAGUAGUUCCUUUAAUAAGGUUUAGUAUAUUUUAUUUAUAAGUUUAAAAUUAUUUCUUUAAUUGUAGUAGUGCUUUCUCAAUUUCAAGGAAGAAUUGUCCUCAUUUAUAUGCAUAAAAUUUAGGCUAUUGAUUGCUUUGGUGUAAAACAUAUCUAAUAAUACUUAUUAUUAUUAUAUUUUUUAAUUAAUUGUAAGAAAAACAUUUGCUAUGCCAUUACAACUAUUAUUAAAGAUUUUUUUUAAAAAAAUUUUAUAUGACAUGCACAAUUUGUAGCAAAAUAUUUAAAGUUGAAAAAUUAGUAAUUUCUAUUAAAUCAGAAAAUUUUGUGUGUGUUGUCCUAUGUUUAUGCACUAUU
Molecule: messenger RNA, 3966 nt
Organism: Stegodyphus dumicola
Lineage: Eukaryota; Metazoa; Arthropoda; Arachnida; Araneae; Eresidae
Product: colorectal mutant cancer protein
Molecular function (GO): calcium ion binding
Source: RefSeq, a predicted model, not a curated record